This is a messenger RNA of Microdochium trichocladiopsis, 837 nucleotides long. Its product is annotated as mitochondrial chaperone BCS1. Gene Ontology annotation, molecular function: ATP hydrolysis activity; ATP binding. Gene Ontology annotation, cellular component: mitochondrial inner membrane. Gene Ontology annotation, biological process: mitochondrial respiratory chain complex III assembly; protein insertion into mitochondrial inner membrane from matrix. Lineage: Eukaryota; Fungi; Ascomycota; Sordariomycetes; Xylariales; Microdochiaceae. Bases 1 to 837 code for a protein of 278 amino acids. The record is from RefSeq and is a predicted model, not a curated record. The transcript has a single exon.
AUGAAGACUGUUAUCCUCGAGAGCGCCCUGAAGGAGCUUACCCUCAAGGACAUGAACAACUACCUCCACCCAAAGACCCCGGGAUGGUACGCAGAGCGCGGCAUUCCUCUGCGGAGAGGCUAUCUAUUCUCUGGGCCCCCCGGAACGGGAAAGACUUCGUUUUGCCUUGCCCUAGCUGGGGUUUUCGGCUUGACAAUCCACAUUCUUUCGCUGAAUGACGCUUCCUUGACUGAAGAAGACUUGAAUAUGCUAUUCUCGAAGCUGCCGCCGCGCUGUAUAGUGUUACUUGAGGACAUUGAUACGGCUGGACUCAGUCGAUCUGGCGACAAAUCGGAUUCCCCGAGUGUUGAAGGCGGGCUGUAUAAGUCAAGAAAGCAAGGCAUAUCACUGUCUGGCCUGCUCAAUGCCAUCGACGGCGUGGCCUCGCAGGAAGGCCGCGUGCUCAUCAUGACGACGAACGCUCCUGAGAAGCUGGACCAAGCACUAGUUCGGCCAGGAAGGGUGGACCUUCACAUCAAGUUCGACAAAGCCACAGGCGCACAAGCUCAAGAGCAGUUCGUAAUCAUGUUUCAGAGAGACGAGAAAGGGCCCAUGUCUCUUGCACCGCCCGGGGCGCAAGGAAACAAGCACCGCCAUGAUUUCCCUGACAACACGCUUAAUGAAGACCAGCUUCGCAUUGCGGCGAAGGAGUUUGGCUCCAAGAUCCCUGAGAGGCAGCUCAGUCCCGCCCAGAUUCAGGGAUUUUUGAUUCAGCACAGAGAUGACCCGAUGUGUGCUGUGCGGGAGGUUGCUGAUUGGGUGGAAGAGACACGGAAUGGCUCACUUCAACUCCUUUGA